UUCCUGCGUUGCAAGGCUUUCUGUUAAGGAUUUAUUGUGGCCUUUGUUUGGAUUGCAGCAUGCAGAAUUGCAGCUGUUCAGAGGAGACUCAUUACAACUCCUGCUGAAGCUCCUAAUCUCCUCUCUCCUUCUGCCCCUUCCCCCUACCCUCACUUGGCCUGAAGACAUUGUCCCCAGAGUUUGUCUUACUUCCCUGGUGCUAUGUGUAUGGUGAAUCUGGCACUAUGGCCUCAUCUGGGACUGGCCAGACAACUGCUUUUGGCUCUCCCUAUUCCGAGAAGGAUUUAAAGGGGAUUUACACUGCAGGCAAUGCACCAGAGAAGCAUCAUCGGGAGCUUGGGGACUAAGGCUCCUCUGGCAUUAUUACUCACAUGCAAAGCUGACCGCAAUGACAGCAGCUGCUCCUUUGAAAUGUUGGCAGCAGCCAAGCGGCAGCAUGAAGUAAGAGAUCGCUCCUGAGCUCAAGAUGAACUCCACCUUGGAUGGUAAUCAGAGCACCCACCUUUUUUGCCUCUUGCCAUUUGACUACUUGGGAACUGUCAGUUUUUGCCUUUUGGAAGUGCUGAUUAUUGUCUUUCUAACUGUAUUGAUUAUUUCUGGCAACAUCAUUGUGAUUUUUGUAUUUCACUGUGCACCUUUGUUGAACCAUCACACUACAAGUUAUUUUAUCCAGACAAUGGCAUAUGCUGACCUUUUGGUAGGGGUAAGCUGUCUAGUCCCUUCUUUAUCACUCCUCCACUACCCACUUCCAGUAGAGGAGUCCUUGACUUGCCAGAUAUUUGGUUUUGUAGUAUCAGUUCUGAAGAGUGUCUCCAUGGCCUCGCUGGCCUGUAUCAGCAUUGAUAGAUACAUUGCCAUCACUAAGCCUUUAAGCUAUAAUACUCUGGUUACACCCUGGAGACUACGCCUGUGUAUUUUCCUGAUUUGGUUGUACUCUACCCUGGUCUUCCUGCCUUCCUUUUUUCACUGGGGCAAACCUGGAUAUCAUGGAGAUGUCUUUCAGUGGUGUGCAGAGUCCUGGCACACUGACCCGUACUUCACCUUGUUCAUCGUGAUGAUGUUAUAUGCCCCAGCAGCCCUCAUUGUCUGCUUCACCUAUUUCAACAUCUUCCGCAUCUGCCAACAGCACACAAAGGAAAUCAGCGAAAGGCAAGCCCGCUUCAGCAGCCAGAGUGGGGAGACUGAGGAAGUACAGGCCUGUCCUGAUAAGCGUUAUGCCAUGGUCCUGUUUCGAAUCACUAGUGUAUUUUAUAUCCUCUGGUUGCCAUAUAUCAUCUACUUCUUGUUGGAGAGUUCCACUGGCUACAGCAACCGCUUUGCAUCCUUCUUAACAACCUGGCUUGCUAUUAGUAACAGUUUCUGCAACUGUAUCAUUUACAGUCUGUCCAACAGUGUUUUCCAAAGGGGACUGAAGCGCCUCUCAGGAGCUGUGUGUGCUUCUUGUGCAAGUCAGACUACAGCCAAGGACCCUUAUACAGUUAGGAGCAAAGGCCCCCUUAAUAGAUGUCAUGUCUGAAGUAGCUCAGAUACUCAGUCACUUGGGGGAGGGGGAGGUAUUUUAGCUUUAUUUUUCCCUUGUUAUCUCUUUGUAGCCCUAGUUCACUAGGAAGUCUGGGACAGUAUUAUUUGGCUCUAAAUAGUAGCAUGCAGUCUAUCCAAAUACCUUCUAAGGUUAUAGAAAUGAUUUUCUGAACAUGAUUUUGAAUCACAAGAAUCAGGAUCAUGAAGAAAAAUUGCUCUUGAUUCCAGUUUUUGAAAUGUCAUGGAAAUGACUACAGUUCUCACAUUUAAAAGGAAUAAAGCCAUAUCUAACACCUUUCUCUAGCUGGCAUGACUGAACCUGGUGUGAAAAGCGUCAGUAUUUUAAAAAGUCAUCAUUUUCUUGUUGCUUUUCUGGAUUUUCCCAGUUAUUUAGAGUUCAUGGGCAAUUGAUAUCUUUUAACAGAGAACAUUAAAAUAUACUGGUGAAUUAACAGGAUUUUUAUUUUUUAUCUAUGCCAAAAUAUAAGUACACUGCAAGUUUCAACACUGUCAUUGAGGUACCUAAAUGUUUUCUGUUGUAGUCUCUUAAGAGAAUUCUUAACAGGGAGAAUAAUGAACAUAACUUUUAGAAUUUUGCAAAGGACUGUGAAGCAAAAAUGAAGUCAAGUAAUACAAUUUUAUAAAAAGCUGAGCUACAUUUUGUGCUAUGCUUCCCAGAAAUCUAAAGAUAUGUGUGCAUAGAAGUGAUUGUGUUGCAAUACUUUUUCCUGUGCCUGUGUGUUUGAAUAUACUGAGAAUAAUUGGAUUAAGUUUCACUUCUGUAACAAACUGUGUUUAAAUAAGUGAAAAACAAUUUAAUGAUAGACUGAUAGCUGUCUAUUUAUAAUGGUGAAGAUAUAUAAAAAUGUGACUUUAGUGUUACCUGUUUUUAUCCAAAGAUUUUUGAAAUAUUAGAACAUUAAGGAGAAAGGUAUCAGAAAAACAGCUGAGUCAGAAAAAAUAUACUGUUGGUAGAGAUACAUAUCUCAGUGGUAGAGUGCAUGCUUUGCAUCCACAAAGCUCUGUGUUCUAUCCCCAG
Molecule: messenger RNA, 2560 nt
Organism: Castor canadensis (American beaver)
Lineage: Eukaryota; Metazoa; Chordata; Mammalia; Rodentia; Castoridae
Source: RefSeq, a predicted model, not a curated record